CAGUAACGGUGGACAAAGAACCAGUUUAAUCGUGUAUUGAUUCAAACGCGGCUAGGCGGGUAUUUUUUUCUUCGAUUGUUUUCAAUCUGAAUCUUUUUGAUGGAAUAAACUGUAAGUGCUGAGGGUGUACUCAGAAACUUUUGGAAAGCAAUCCAAUUUUGGAUCUAGUUGAUCAAUUAAUCUAUAAUUUCGUACCAAAACUUGGAGGUAUUUCGUGGAAAGGAAAAUAAACUGAAGUGAGACAGACGAACAAACGGAACUGUGCGCAUGUGUACUAACGAUUGGCAACGAUGCUCCCGUAGUCAGUGUUGUUCGGUUUUCUGUAUUGGAUGUCCGAGAAUUUUAACGGUAGUUAUUCUCAUCGUCCCAAACUUAACCUAACUUUGAAAGACGUUUUGUGGCGGGUAUACAUAGUGGCCACUUUCGAUGUCAUAUUAUUAUUCUUUUGAAUAAUUGCGAAAAGAACAUAGAAUUUUAAUUCUGUGACAUAUAUUUUAAUGAUCUUGUCGCAAAAUUUGAAAUAAUGUCAGCUGUUGAACCCUGUUUGGAAACCACGGAGAUAUCGGAAACAAAUGAAUUAAUGGAAUCUUUUGAGACUGUAGACGAAGACAAGGAUUCAGACGAAGAAAGUUUUCAUUUAUUUUUAGAAGGAGACGAGGAUCAUAAUAAAUCUGAUGAUAAAAUAACAGAUGAUGACACAAAUACUGAUAAUAAUUUUGGAAAGGAGGAGAACAAUCAAGAAUGUUUUCUGGAAGGAGAACUUAAUAAUGAAAGGGUAAAUAUUGAAGAGAAGCAACAGGAUGAUGUUGACGAAUUGACAACUUCUUGUAACACUACUGAUGAAGCUACUCUUUCCCAAAAAGAAAAUACAGAAGAAACGGAAGUUGUAAAUGCCUCCGAUAAUUCAGAAGAAAAGCCUUCUGAAAAUGAAAACCUUGCAUCUGAUUCUAUUACUAGCAAUAAUGAAGAAAGUGCAGCUGUAAUAGAACAUUCUGUUUCAGAAACUAUUGAUGAAAAAUUGGAAGCCGAAGCACCAAUUGAAAAUGAAGAUGAUAUUUUGAAUAAACAUGCUUGUGAAAAUUCUGAAGAAAUAGGUAACAGUGUGGAAGAAUUAGAUCCAAAUAUUGAAGAAAGUUUGUUAAAUGAAUGUGAUGAAACUGAAACUGAUGAUAAUCCAAAAAAAAGUGGUGAAGUUGAAAUCGAAACAAAUUCAAGUGCAAGUGAAGUAAAGCAAACUGAAGUGACUGAAAGUGUGGUAAAUGUGAAACCAGACAAACCGGAGCAAAACCUUCCAGGUGAUAGUGAAUGUAAUGGCAACGAUAGGAUCAAAGAGAUUAAAGAAAACAGUGACAAAAAUGCUGUUUCACUUUCCAACUCGCAAAAGUGUGAUGAAAAUAGUUCGAAUAGUUCAAAUCCUGAUACAGAUGACCUUCUUGACAUCUCUAUGAUCAAAGAUUCAGCUCAAGAUGAUGCAGAUAUCGCAGAAGAUGCUUUUCAGUUGGAACAAGAAAAUGAAGAAUCAAGUUCAAAAGGUGUGGAAAAUAUGGAGAAUAUAGAUGAUUCUUCUAAUUCAGGAAACUCAGAUGAAGAUGGCAAAGCAGAAUCUGAAACAUCUGAAACUUUACAAAACGAUUUAUCUGAUUCUGAAAAAGAGAAGGACACACCAGAAAGUGAUAAGGAGGAAACAGAAACCAAAAUCGAUGAAUGUGUUAAUGGUGACAAUGUUGCAGAAAAUGAAGAUUCCGUAAGUUCACAAAAUUGUGAAAAUACAACAGAGAAGGCAGCUAAAAGACCCCUCUCAAGUUGUGAUUUAGAACCAUCUUCUAAAAGAAUUAGGUUAGUAGAAACCUAUUUAGAUGAUACUGAAAUGGAUUCUUGGGAUAUUACUGAACUCCAAUCCCUCAUUUCUUUCUCUAAAUUUAUGACAAAGUCUCAUUUGAAAAAAUUAACUAGAACUGAUUUGGAAGAAUUUUGUAUUCAAAAACUUUGUGAGGCAAUUUUGCAUAAAAGUGAACUUGGAGAGACAAAUCAUCAACUUAAAAUUCAAGAACAAACUAUAGAGACUCUGAGGAGAGAACAAGCAGUAAUAACUAAACAAAUUAAAGAUUUAGAAAUUGUCAAUAAAAAAUUGAUGCAUGAAAUUUUAGCUUCGAAUGGUCUAAAACCCAUCCUUCCUGUUAAAAUAACCCGGUCAGUGGGAUUACAGGUGAGAUUGCCUGGCCCAAAUGAUACAAAUGCUGUUAAACGUAGAUCAUUGCCUACCCCAAAUAAAGGUCCUGUUCCACAAAAUCAGGCUAAUGCUGCAAAGGUACGAAUAACUCCAAAUGCUAAUCCUAAUCGAGUUGUAACUCAGCCCAGUCCGCAGAAACAGACAACACCAAUUUUGAACACAGCAUUGAGAACUAGAACUCCUUUGAAAUCUAAUAAUAUAGUACAAAGGCCACCUAUUGCACCAAAGCAAGCUCCCCCUGAAAAGAGGCAAAGAACAUCUGGUUCUUUUAUCGACUUGACAGAUGAAGAUGAUAAGAGAACAAACAAAACAAAUCCGAAAUCUAUGGUACCACAAGGAGUUCGAAUAAACACUGUUCCUAAGACAACUAUUUCAAAUAUGCUGCCUACAGUUGUAACAACAUCUACUACUCCACAGCUUAUGUAUGUAGUACAGCCCAACUCCCAAUUAAAACAAGGAGUUUUAACAACUUCGGCUGGCCAGAAAGCUGUUCUUCUGAAUUUCCAGCCAUCUAAUGGGGUAAUUAAUACUUUAAAUAAUUCAUCUGUAUCUGUAAUACCUAAAAUAUCUGCUACCCCAUUGAAACCUAAACCUACUGUUCAGAAUAGUUCUCUAUUGAAAGCUAACAAACAUCCAGCUCCCUUACCUUGUCCUCCAGCUGUUCAAGGUCCUAAUGAUAAAUCCCUUAAAGCAAUACCACCUAGACCUGUACUUUCUAUUCGAAAAACAACCACUGGUAUUAUUUUACAAUGGAGGAUGCCUUAUGACCUUAGACCAUACGAACCUAUUGCAAGUUAUCAACUUUUUGCCUACCAAGAAACUUGUGCUGUUCCAAAUACAGAAAUGUGGAAGAAGGUUGGUGAUGUUAAGGCUAUGGCCCUACCAAUGGCUUGUACAUUGACUCAGUUUGUUGACAAAAAUAAGUAUUACUUUGCUGUGAGACCAGUGGAUAUUCACAAAAGGAUAGGAAAAUUUAGUCAUCCUGUAUUAUCAGAAUGAGCAUCCUAUUCGUUUAAUUAUUGAUAAUUUUAUGUAGUAUUAGGUUUCUAUCGAUUAAUUUAUAAAUUGAAUGCAAUGUAAAAAUCUUACCAAAUGAAAUUAGGAAAAUUGUAUAAUAUUUAUCUCAUAAAUCGUAUCAAUGCUGUCAGAUUUGAUAAUUUGUGUCAACUUUCUAAGUGAUACCUAAUUAUAUUGCAUUUUUUAUGUGAAAUGAUUUUUUCACAAAAAAAUAAAAUCUCUUUCAUAAGUUCAUUGCUGCUGAACUGGUAAGAAAGGUCUUCUUUGUUUUGAAUUAAAAUUUCUGUUCUAAAUAAAGCUUGUACAUACGUU
Messenger RNA from Harmonia axyridis, 3559 nucleotides. RefSeq names its product activating transcription factor 7-interacting protein 2 (gene wde). Gene Ontology annotation, molecular function: transcription coregulator activity; protein binding. Lineage: Eukaryota; Metazoa; Arthropoda; Insecta; Coleoptera; Coccinellidae. The transcript has a single exon. The coding region runs from base 524 to 3229 and encodes 901 amino acids. The record is from RefSeq and is a predicted model, not a curated record. Gene Ontology annotation, cellular component: nucleus; transcription regulator complex. Gene Ontology annotation, biological process: regulation of DNA-templated transcription.